AUGUCUCGCGAGGCCUAUCAGGUGCCCACGGGCGGCGGGCAGAAUGCCUUCAGCGCUGAUGCUAUGGGUGCAGGCUCGAUUGAUGGUCCCGUCGUUGCUUACCUCUGUGGCGAGUGCAAUUCUCGCGUGUCACUGAAGAGAGGGGACCAGAUCCGAUGCAAGGAAUGUGGCCAUCGUGUGCUGUAUAAGGAAAGAACGAAGCGAAUGGUCCAGUUUGAAGCCCGAUGA
This is a messenger RNA of Aspergillus tanneri, 228 nucleotides long. It is a transcript of the gene RPC10, whose product is annotated as Rpo12/RPC10 RNA polymerase subunit family protein. Gene Ontology annotation, cellular component: RNA polymerase I complex; RNA polymerase III complex; RNA polymerase II, core complex. The transcript is spliced from 2 exons. NCBI's taxonomy places the organism in Eukaryota, Fungi, Ascomycota, Eurotiomycetes, Eurotiales, Aspergillaceae. The coding region runs from base 1 to 228 and encodes 75 amino acids. Gene Ontology annotation, molecular function: DNA-directed RNA polymerase activity; DNA binding; zinc ion binding. Gene Ontology annotation, biological process: DNA-templated transcription. The record is from RefSeq and is a predicted model, not a curated record.